Penicillium macrosclerotiorum is the source of this 3732-nucleotide messenger RNA. RefSeq lists its product as uncharacterized. The transcript has 5 exons. Bases 1 to 3732 code for a protein of 1243 amino acids. Lineage: Eukaryota; Fungi; Ascomycota; Eurotiomycetes; Eurotiales; Aspergillaceae. The record is from RefSeq and is a predicted model, not a curated record.
AUGGCCGCCGCGGGUGCGAGGGCGCAGAAGCCCGUGGGCUCUACAGCAUGGAUUGCGGCGGAAAAGGAAAACAUUGCCGACUUGAUAGAACAAGAACUGGAGGAAGUAGAAUAUCCAGUCCGUCAUGAAAUGGCCUGGUUAAAUGAACAUAUGACCGAGAUCUUCUCCAAAGGUCAAACAAACUUUACUGAUGUGUUCAAAACACCCGGCAAAAUGAGAGGCAAGACUCCUCGAACGGCCCGAAAGCGCAUUGUGGAAGACAGUCGUGUGCCUUUGAGCGAAAUUUUCUCCUCUGCACACAAGCAAGUGGAGAACUCAGCGAUCCCCAGUCCCAGCCCAUUCAUUCAUCGCAUUAUCUCAAAAACAUCUGCGCCCGCGGCUGAGAGCGCGGGCAGCUCUCAGGAUACGAACAAGGCAUCUCAGCCACAAUACCCAGACCUCACGCAGAACUUAAAUUCAUUUUCGCAUUACAAUACCGACUCUGGCUAUCAUGGAAUGGGCGAAGAUGAUAACAUGAUCUUGCCAGACACCCAGCCAAAUACCCAACCGGAAACCCAGACAUCCACUCAGCCCUUGAACGCGGACGAAGCGGUGGCACUGAACUCCCAGGCCGACGUUUCUAUUAGCCAGCAAACAACGGAGGAUUCCUUCCAUUCUGCGCAGGAAAAUGUUCGAGCUCGGGGAGAGACCGUCGAACCUAUGAACCUAGACCCAACCCCAGCCCGAAAACAAGAAUUGGACCAAUCAGAGGUUAAUUCUCAAGCCUCAGAACCGGACGCAAAUGCAACUCCUAAGGCUAAGCGACGAUCAAAAUCUAGGGCAGAUUUCAUCUCACAAAACCAAAGAAGCCCGACCCCCCAGGAGGAAACCGAAAAGCAGGAUGUUAACGAAUUGGUUUCAGAGUCUACUCCUGUGUCGGAAAAACCGCAUGCGAUUCAAUCUCCCGCUGCCCGAAACCCCCAAACACAGGAAGUUGAAAUGGAAGAUAUGGCCAAAGAUGACACUGUUCUUGAUGACGACUUCGACGAUAUCGGGUCUCCCUCAGAUGGGUCAACCCCAGAACGACUGCCGGUACGGAAAAGCAGUUUGAGUUUUGCUUCUCUUCCAGCACGAGAGCCUUUAACUAAGAAGAGCAUGGGAGGCUCACGGAUCUCCCGUACCUCCCAUAUCGAUCUCCCAAAGCUCAACAAUACCGGUCGCCCCAGUUAUUUCGGGGUGCAAAAAGCCACGCAGCCUUCCUCGGAUGACAAUGUCACUGACUCAGUUGCAAUGGAUGUUGACAAUGAGAGGGGACCUGACGAGAAGGUAGAUGUUGAUGAGGCCAGCAAAUUGCACAGCACAAAGUCUACACAGAGCCUUCAUGAACGGAUCAGUAUGCUUGGGAAACUCCAGCCGUCACGCCCUAAAGGCCAAAUUUCGACCAUUGCUGGCCUUGCUACUGGUCAGAUCCCACAUUCGGAACUACCAACUACAAAAUCAGAUGCCAGCUUCGGGCCUUCAAAUCAAAAAUUGCGCGAAGUUCCUGUCGUGCAGCCCACAGCAGCUGAUGAUGAUGAUUGGAUCAAGCCUCUGAGCUCCCCAGUUCGACCAAAUCUCACGAAAAGUCAAACUACGGAUUUUAAGGAGAAGCUCUCCAAUAAAGAUCCGUUAAUGACCGAGAAGAAUUCAUCGAUCAUCCAGGGCCAACGUCCCACCGAAUCAGAACGUCCCAAAUCAUCAUACUCAGUAUUCUCCUCCCCUCGCCCACAAGGUCAUCAACAAAGCGCUUCCACAUCCAACAUCCCGGCAGAAGCAUCUACUACUCCUACUGGGUCUCCAAGGCGCUUUGAUGGGCCACUAAGUGCCUCAAAAAUGCGGCUACAAUCAAUCAUGAAGACUGCCAAGGGUUUAUUCACAUCUACUGGAAGUUCAGCGAAGACUGAAGUCUCUUCGCCUGAACAGACACUAGUUCAACAUCAGGAACAAUUCAACCACGAUAUGGAGGAUCUGUCUGGAUCCCAACCGCAUCAAACCUCCAGUCCUCCCCGCCAGGAGGGGCGUCGAACACGAAGCUCGACAGAAAAGGAGGAGAGACGCCGACAGAAAGAACUGGAAGAUCGUCAGCGGGAAGAAGAGGAAGCACAUCAAGAGAAAAUGCGGGCAAUGGAGAAACAGAGGGCCAUGCAGCUCAGGGCAGCUCAAGAAAAAUCAUCUGUAGAGCCAGAAGAACGGACAGCAACCGCAAAUCAUAGAUCAACCCAGUCACAGCGACAGCAAUCACGCGAGCCCGAGUUGGCCCCGGAUACAUCAAAGUUGGCUAUCGCUCAGCCCAAGCAAAAUGACCGACGUCCUAAACCCACCCGUGAACAAUUGCAAAAGCCCAAACCGCAACCCGUAUCGAUUCGUCUUGGGAGUACUCUAUCACGUCAAAUCCCUGUUGCCUCCUCACUCUCUUCAACCGUGCAAGACUCCAAUGUACCAGCACCUGCUCCGGCAAAUCCUUCAAAGACGUUGAAGAAAAAGGCUAGCAACCAGUCUCUACAGACAUCUUCUUCAACGAGCAGUUUCAAGAGCUCUGUUUCCAGUCAAACGCAAGCCCAGCGGAAAGCCAAUGGAAGAAAGAGGGAGCAAGAAGAGCGUGAAGCCCGUCGCAAGGAAGAGCAAAAGCGCGAGCAGGAGCGCAAGCGAGCUCUUCAGCUACAGCAGCAGGAAGAAGCUCGUCAACAGGCUGAGCGAGAGAUUCGGGAACGGUCUACUCAAGAGGACCCGAAGAAAGCUGCUCAUAUGCAAGCAAUUGAGCAGAGACGACUGGCGAAUAUUCGAAAACACGAGGGGCAAGGCAGUCAGCAAGCCACCAAUGAGGCUCCAAAAAUGCAACACGAGAAGGCUGGGUCACAGUCUUCUCAGCGCAGUGACUUGGGUGCUCCAAGACCUGCUUCCCGCUUGGGUUCCAUUCAACCAUAUAGCCGUUCAAUCAAUCCGCCAGCACCAAACCCGGCCAAGCCGCCCAAGAGAGUGAUGGAUGAGGAGGCUGGCCCCAGGCCCGCCGUUAGAAAACCGAGCAAUAUCCAGCCUUCCGGUGAGGCCAAGCGACGGAAGACAGAAGAUGAACAUAAUCCCAUGCACACACAGCCGAUGCGACCUACUAUGGCCCCACCAAUCCGACAGUCGAACAUUCGCAAGCCCUCGAUGUUUGGACAGUCCAGCGUAGGACACCCGUCUGGCUCUUCAAUUUUCAAGACCGCCCAGCCCCAGCGGCCUGGUCAUCCUAUGGACAUGGCCAAAUUCACCAAUGGCAAGAUUCCGUUCGCCGAGCCAAAUCACGCUCCUCCCCCGACGGGAUACAAGUCUGCUGCUCCUGGCUCUGCCCAGCGACCCCCUGCUCAGGCCAAGCCUUCACCUAAGUACCCCAGUGGUGAGAGUAUUCACCUGCCAGAGAUUGCAACCGACAGUGAAGACGAGGACGACUCGGACUCUGAGAUGUUCCCUGUACCCAAGUGGGCUCAACCUAAGGAGCUGGAAGGCUUGCUUCGGCAGCAGGACGGAAUGGAGGUUGACUCGAUUUUUGGGCCUAUUGCACCGUUCUCAUUGGAGGAGACGUUCAAGGCCGAUAAAAAGAUCAAAAGAUACCGAGACCGUACCAGCAGCGCCAACUGGAACGGUCCCGAUGGACUCACCCAAGAAGAGAUUCGCAAGGAUGUGGCCGAGCGGCAACGGCUGCGACUCAAUGGCGGGUGGUCCUUCAACCCUUGA